This is a messenger RNA of Macadamia integrifolia, 3608 nucleotides long. Its product is annotated as receptor-like protein kinase ANXUR1. The transcript has a single exon. Lineage: Eukaryota; Viridiplantae; Streptophyta; Magnoliopsida; Proteales; Proteaceae. Bases 568 to 3180 code for a protein of 870 amino acids. Gene Ontology annotation, molecular function: ATP binding; transmembrane receptor protein tyrosine kinase activity. Gene Ontology annotation, biological process: protein autophosphorylation. The record is from RefSeq and is a predicted model, not a curated record. Gene Ontology annotation, cellular component: plasmodesma; plasma membrane.
GGCCUCCAGCCCAGCCUGGCCAAGGUCUCCUGUUCCGGCCAAGCCUGCUAGAACCUUUGUCAGAACUGGGCUCGAAUGGCCAAGGCUGGGCUGAACUAUACUAUUAAGGAUGGAACCUAUAGAAAGGAAAAGUAUAGGAAGAUUGAAGACGCUCUUCGCCAUUUUCAGUUCUGCCUACCGCUUUUAAUGGAGAAUCCGUUCAUCUCUGGUUUUAUGACCAAUCAAUGCUACCGGAUUUCGGUUUACAUUCUCCUUCGUUCAUUUCCAACUGACGCUUCUCCUCAAUCAAUGUUCAAUGGAACGGAAACAAUGGAAAAAAAGAAGAAGGAAAAAAAAAAUAAUCUGGAAUAUUAGAUCAUUGUUGUUGUUCUUCGUUGUCUUCUCCCUUCUCCCUGGUUCGAUCUCGAGAUGGGGAAAGAUGGUAUAGAUUGAUUGAAUAAGAUAAGAAGAAAGCCCAGAAUUCGUUUCCCCUGUUUUCUGGCGGUACAGGAAAAGGGAAUAAUUUUUCCUGUACGCCACAAAAUCACCUUUCUCCCAAUUCUCAGAUCUCUCACGGACCCCAAAACCAUGAGAAGAAUCAAGACAACCCAUCUCUUAUUUUCUCUUGUUCUCUUCUCUUUGAUCUGUAAUUCCAUCUGUGCUUCCAAUGACGCCAAGUCCAAUUCAAUAUCGUUUAUCCUGAACUGUGGUGCUGAAAAUAAUGGACAAAAAGAUGCGGAUGGCCGUAAAUGGGAUUCAGAUACCAAGUACCUUUCAUCCGCCGCAGACGAUUCCAUCUCUGCCAAGGCCGAAAUCCAAGACCCAUCUCUGCCUUCCACAGUCCCUUACAUGUCUGCAAGAAUUUUCACAAACGAAUCCUCUUACGUCUUCAAGGUUUCACCAAAGCAUCGUCACUAUAUCAGGCUCCACUUCUACCCAUCGGAUUACAGCAGUCUGAACUCCUCUGAUGCAUAUUUUGCAGUAAUCGCUAACGGGAUUACGGUCCUAAAAAAUUUCAGUGCCUCCAUUACUGCAAAAGCUCUGUCUCAGGCUUACAUUCUCAGAGAAUUCUCCCUCCCGGUGUCCACAGACGGUAAAAUUAAAAUCACUUUCUCACCCUCUCCCCUGUACAAAGGUUCUUAUGCUUUCAUCAAUGGAAUCGAAGUAAUUCCUUCUCCGGAUUUGUUCUCAUCGGCGAUAAUGGUUGGUUUCUCCGACAUGGUUGGGUACUCCGACCAAUCCAUUGACCUUGGAAUCGCACCUUUGCAGACGAUGUUUAGGCUUAACGUUGGUGGGAGUUUCAUUCCCCCUACCAACGAUUCUGGUGGUCUUAGCCGGACAUGGUUUGACGAUUCUCCUUACGUGUUCGGCGCCGGCGUCGGAAUUACAGGAGAAGCUGAUAAGAACGUUUCGAUCCACUACUCCAAAGAGACACGAGAAUACGUAGCGCCAUUGGAUGUAUACAGUACAUCAAGGACGAUGGGCCCCGAUGGAAAGGUCAAUCAGAAUUACAAUCUAACUUGGGUUUUCCAAGUGGAUGCAAAUUUCACUUACGUCGUUAGAUUACACUUCUGUGAGCUCUCCAUGACAAAGAUCAAUCAGAGAUCCUUUGAGAUUUUCAUCAAUAAUCAGACGGCUGAUGAUGCAGCUGAUGUGAUAGUGUGGGCAGGUUCCAAAGGAGUGCCGGUGUAUAAAGAUUUCGCUGUGUACGUACAAGACACGAAGGUGGAAGACGAGGAGCUCUGGGUGGCGUUGCGUCCCGCCGUGCAAUUGAAGCCUGAGUUCUACGAUGCUAUCCUUAAUGGAAUGGAGAUCUUCAAGAUGAAUGGAACUAAAGGGGACUUGGCUGGGCCAAAUCCUGAGCUUUCGGAUAUGAUGGUCAAGGCUGAGGCUGAACCCGAAAGGAGUUUUGCUCCAUCGAGCUCAUCUAACCAGAAAGCUAAUGUGAUCGGUGGCGCUGCGGGCGGCGCCGCUGCUGUUGUCGUCGCUGCUGUUUGCAUUGCCAUCUACCAAAGGAAAAAAAGAGAUAUUGGAGUUGAACGUUCUACUAGUACUUCUGGUUGGUUGCCUCUGUAUGGAAACUCCCACACCAGUAGUACUACUAAAUCCACAAUCUCUGGGAAAAGCUGCACGAGUAGCCAUAUUUCUUCCUUGGCCGUUUCCCUUUGCCGGCAUUUCUCCUUCGCAGAGAUAAAAAAAGCUACCAAGAACUUUGAUGAGUCUCAAAUUAUAGGUGUUGGAGGUUUCGGGAAGGUCUAUAAAGGGGUUAUUGAUGGAGGAACAACCAAGGUAGCCAUUAAAAGAGCAAACCCAUCUUCAGAACAAGGAAUUCAUGAGUUCCAGACUGAAAUCGAGAUGCUUUCUAAGCUAAGACACAGACAUUUGGUUUCCUUGAUUGGGUAUUGCGAAGAGGACGAUGAGAUGAUCUUGGUGUAUGAUCACAUGGCUCAUGGAACUCUCAGGGAGCAUCUGUAUAAGGGUAACAAAACUAUUCUUUCAUGGAAGCAGAGGUUGGAGAUCUGUAUUGGUGCAGCCAGAGGGCUUCACUACCUUCACACUGGUGCUAAAUACACAAUCAUCCACAGAGAUGUGAAAACCACAAACAUUCUCUUGGAUGAACAUUGGGUAGCAAAGGUUUCAGAUUUUGGGCUUUCCAAAACUGGUCCAAACCUGAAUCAAACACAUGUUAGUACAGUGGUGAAAGGUAGCUUUGGAUACUUGGAUCCUGAGUACUUCCGGCGACAGCAAUUGACAGAGAAAUCUGAUGUCUACUCAUUUGGGGUUGUUCUGUUUGAGGUCUUAUGUGCAAGGCCAGCCCUCAAUCCUACCCUUGCUAAGGAACAAGUAAGUCUUGCAGAUUGGGCUUUACACUGCCAGAAAAAGGGAAUUCUGGAAGACAUAAUCGAUCCUCAUCUCAAGGGAAAGAUCAACCCAGAAUGCUUAAAGAAAUUUGCAGAUGCAGCAGAGAAAUGCUUGUCUGACCAAGGGAUUGAUCGUCCUUCCAUGGGAGAUGUUCUGUGGAAUCUUGAGUUCGCACUUCAAUUGCAGGAGAACCCUGAUGGAGUGGCUUACAGUGAUGAGAAGGAGACACAUAAACCAAGCCAGACUGAUAUGGGUAUCCAGGAAACCAACUUGAAUGAUGGUACAGAGGAAAACUCAAGUGUGGUGUUCUCACAGCUCAUACAUCCACAGGGACGGUAAGAAGGACUAUCCUCCAUUGAUGUUUUCUGUGCUACUAGAAUGAGAUAGGGACGACGAUGAUGAAGCUAAUAUGGGUAUCCAUGAUUCCUGCAAAAAAAAAAUUUUGGGUCACCCCGGAGUAUGAUAGUACCAUGUAUUUGUUUUCUCUUGUUCUUCUGUGCUUUAAGUUGACAGUCCUUACCGAGUUAAUCACUCUAGAUAUGGCAACUUAAUCAAAAUUAGUACUAUGGCUUAUAUAACCUACCCUUGUCUGCAAUUUCUAAUGUCUGUAAUCUCAUAUUACAAAAUGUAUUGUCUGUAGAACAUUUAAUUUGUUUAUUUGCAUAAUUUAACAAAAAAAAAUACCCAUUGUUUCUCUAGAAGAAAGGUUUUGGAACUUCUAGUACCCAAUCAUUUUUUGUGUUUUAUAGAUUCUUAAUUUUUCUCAA